AUGACAAUUCCAAAACCAAGUGGGUGGCUGUCAAUUUAUCCAAGUGGGUGGCUGUCAAUUUAUCCGACAGACAGCCAGCCAAUCUUUCCACUUGCCAUUUUUGAAAAGCAAAGCCCACUUACCAGCUGCAAGUCCGUGCCUCCAGCUAAGGUCGUCGUCGAGCCCGAGAGUUCAUGUCAAGACAGCAAUAAUGGAGUCAAAACCCCAAAACCCAAGGUGGGGUUUUUCGCAAGAACUUCAAGGAGACAGUCCUCUUCACCUUUCAGAGGUGUAAGGCAAAGGAAAUGGGGAAAAUGGGCCGCUGAGAUUCGUGACCCUUUCAAAGGGCGUCGUACCUGGUUGGGUACUUUCAACACCCCAGAGGAUGCUUCCAAGGCCUAUGAGGCCAAGAGGCUUGAGCUCGAAGAACUGUGGGCCAGGGAAACAGCUGCUCCGGCCACCAGCUCUGAGAAAAGCAACAACACCUCAUCGUCUGCCGUUGUGUCUCAUAUGUCCUACGCCAACAUCCAACAACCUGUUUCUUCCGAGGACUCUGACUCUGCCUUGUCUCGAAGGUCUCCUUCUUCGGUUCUUGACUUGGAGUAGCUACCGGAGUUGGAGCCCCGGCCGCAGGCUUGAGUGUUGCUGACACCGGAGUUGAAGCGGGUGGAGCCGAUUUUGGGGAAGCGACUGGAGAUGGUGACUUGGGCUUUGUGGAUUUACAUGAUGACACAUGCAUGUGCAAGAUGGGUCUGGGGACUGGAAUUCCAUGUACAGCUGAUGUCAUGGAGAUGGUAGCUCUUGAUACAGAAGAGUUGUCUAGCCCAGUGCCCUCCUUAAGCUGAACCUCAUAGGCUCAUAUCUACCAUGGUUGGAUAACUGGAGUAGUAUUUUGGUCCAUGACCUUUGUGCAACACAGGUUGCAGACGAAAUGCUUCCAGUCAUAUCGGAGAUUACUACUGUCGCUUUAUCUCUGUGCUUCUGGACCUCACCGACGCUUUGACCAAGUGCCAGGUCUUCUCACAUGAGUGGAAGAUGCAUAGUCAUCACAAGACUCAUUUAGCAGUCUUCAACCAUUUGAGUUUGAGGAAGAUUUGUUUCGUGUGGAGGAUGAAGAAGCGUCUGGCUGCAAUCAAACGCAUCUUCGAGGCUGAGUUUAUGAAGAAGGAAGAAAGCUUCACAAAAAUUUUGGUCGAAUAUCCCAGCUGGUAUUUUAGAGAUAUUCGUGCUGAUAACGUGUUGUAAACGAAAUAAAAAUUGGAGAGAAAAACGGAGGAAGCAGAGGAAAACUUCUCUGCAAUCGGAAUUGAUCAUUUCUCUAUGUGUCCCUUACAAUGGGGGAGGUGAACCCUUUUGUAGGAAAAUUCUUCCAACAUGUGAACUCCAUCAUAUUAUUCAUGUGGGCUCCAUCAUAUUAUUUAUAACAUAUACGUCUUUAUUAAUCACA
Prunus dulcis (almond) is the source of this 1426-nucleotide messenger RNA. RefSeq names its product ethylene-responsive transcription factor ERF071-like. The record is from RefSeq and is a predicted model, not a curated record. Gene Ontology annotation, molecular function: DNA binding; DNA-binding transcription factor activity. The coding region runs from base 1 to 585 and encodes 194 amino acids. The transcript has 2 exons. NCBI's taxonomy places the organism in Eukaryota, Viridiplantae, Streptophyta, Magnoliopsida, Rosales, Rosaceae. Gene Ontology annotation, biological process: ethylene-activated signaling pathway; regulation of DNA-templated transcription.